Molecule: messenger RNA, 853 nt
Organism: Cucumis melo (muskmelon)
Lineage: Eukaryota; Viridiplantae; Streptophyta; Magnoliopsida; Cucurbitales; Cucurbitaceae
Exons: 3
Coding region: 165-686 (173 amino acids)
Source: RefSeq, a predicted model, not a curated record
CAAAACAUCAAUACUGAUACAAUUAUUAACAUAGGAUUUAGAAGCAUAGAUGGAUACUUUAUUAGUUGGAAGAGAGUGACAAGGCUCCAAUAACAUAUAUGGGAAGGAAGGGAGUUCUUUUUCAUUGGGGAAUUAAUUAAAGCUUACAGAGAAAAAUAACAAUAAUGGAGAUGACAAUGGCAAAAGUUGGGAGUUUUUGGAUAUCAAAGAAAGCAAAGCAAGAGAUCACCACCAUCACUGCUCAACUCUCAUCAUUCUCCAAUACUAUAGAGGACAAGGCAAAAAUGGUACUUGACAAGAUCAAAGGGAAGCCGCAGAAAUCACUGCCAGAGCUACUCCGAGAGCACAAUCUUCCGGCGGGAUUAUUCCCAAAGAACAUAAUCUGCUACGAAUUGGAUGAGUCGAAAGGGAAACUGGUGGUGCAUUUGGCGUCGGCGUGCGAGGUAAGCUUCAAGGACUCGUCAAUCGUAAGAUACGCUACUCGCGUAAAGGCGAAGCUGUCGAAAGGGAAAUUGAGUUCCAUUGAAGGAAUGAAGACCAAAAUCAUGGUGUGGACCAAAGUCACCACCGUCUCCGUCGAGAGUUAUAAGUCGGAGAAGGUUUGGUUUGUGGCCGGAAUCAAGAAAUCGCGACUCAAAGACGCAUAUGAAAUGCCUCGUCAAGCUCUUAGAGUUGACGAUUUCUAAGGUAAUCAUUUUUUGGGCUUACGAUUGUGGGCCUCGGUCCUCCACAAAGGCCCAUGAAUGAUUUUGUAUCACAUACUCACCAUCACUAUAAAUUAUGCAAUUAAUUUACAAAAAAAAAAAAACAAACAAACAAAUUUAUUUAUAUUGAAGAACUCUUCAUUUGGAAA